GCUCACCCCGGGGGCCGGCUGCCCUUCCCCGCAGCGCCCGCUGGAGCUUCCCCCCGAGGCGCGGGGCUUCCUGCGCCCGCCCCGCCGCGCCUGCGCAGGGCCCGGCGGCCGUCAGGCGCCUGCGCGGCCAUGGCGGCGGGGAGCGGGGUGGCGGCCGAGUCCUGCGUGGGGCAGGUGGUGCUGCCCGGGGACGUGCUGCUGCUCCCCGCGCACCCCGAGGAGGACGGCGAGCGGCUGCGGCUGGGGGCCGGCGCGGCCCCGCGGGGCCGGCUGUUGUGCGGGCCGGGCCUGCGGCGGUGCGCCGGCGGGCUGCUGGUGACCAAGUGCGGCCUGCUGCGGCACCGCCCGGCCGGCGGCGGGGCGGCGGGCGGCGCCUACUGGGUGGACUCGCAGCAGAAGCGGUACGUGCCGGUGAAGGGCGACCAUGUCAUAGGAAUCGUGACGGCCAAAGCGGGAGACGUGUUUAAGCUGGACGUGGGCGGGAGCGAGCAGGCGUCCCUGUCCUACCUGGCCUUCGAGGGCGCCACGAAGAGGAACAGGCCCAAUGCGCAGGUGGGAGAUCUUAUUUAUGGUCAGUUCCUUGUAGCAAAUAAAGACAUGGAACCAGAGAUGGUCUGUAUAGACAGCAGUGGAAGAUCAAGUGGAAUGGGAAUAAUUGGACAAGAUGGCUUCCUCUUUAAAGUUUCCUUAGGUCUAAUAAGAAAACUCUUGGCUCCCAAAUGUGAAAUAAUUCAAGAGUUGUCACAAUUGUACCCGUUUGAGCUGGUGCUGGGAAUGAAUGGAAGAAUAUGGAUGGAGGGUGUUGGCACCGAUCUCUUCUUGAUGUUCUGCUGUGAACUGCUUGUGCGGGGGAAGCCGAUUUCAAAAGACCUGAUCAGGAUGGGGUUGAAAACGCCACCAGAUGAGUACAAGUCACUGUCCAGUCUCCAAAUAAGAGAUGGUUUUUGCCUGGUCUAGCUGAAACCUGCAUCAGUCUGCAUCUGUGUGGAUAUGCCUUUAGAAGCACACAGAAACAGUGAGAAAGACACUUCAGCAUAUUAUCUUCGGUGUUGACAGAGAACCUUCCCACAAUGGUUAAGGAGAAAAAGUAGAGGUUAACAGGAGACCUCAGGAAAUAGUCCCAAGGCAACAAAGACGAGUCCUCCGAGCUUCUGGCUGGAGCGGUGCCUAAUGACCACAAGCAACCGAAGAGCGUGUUCGUUACAUGACGUUGUGACGUGUUGUUGGCUGCCUUAUCUGAGCAAUAACCAGUAAUUGUGCUGUUGGGAACGGUGUAAUGCAAGGAAUGUGAAAGCUAAAAUACAAGCGAGGCCUAAGAAUCCCAAAAGAGUUUUUAGAGUUGAGAACUUGGAGAUCUGAUAGUUCCAGAGAAAAUGAUGCUCUUUAGUGAAGGGAUGUUGCCACUAAAGCAGAGAUGUCCUUUCUGCCUGACUUUGGGAUCUUCACCAUGGGCGUGUGGUCUGUUGGUCUUGGAGCCAUUGGUGCAGCAGUGGCAGGGAUUGUCCUUGCGAACACUGACUUAUUUUUGUCCAAGCCAGAAAAGGCUACAUUGGAGUUUUUAGAGGACAUAGAGCUAAAAACGUUGGGAUCAG
This is a messenger RNA of Chroicocephalus ridibundus (black-headed gull), 1592 nucleotides long. It is a transcript of the gene EXOSC3, whose product is annotated as exosome component 3. The transcript is spliced from 11 exons. Gene Ontology annotation, molecular function: RNA binding. NCBI's taxonomy places the organism in Eukaryota, Metazoa, Chordata, Aves, Charadriiformes, Laridae. Bases 130 to 957 code for a protein of 275 amino acids. The record is from RefSeq and is a predicted model, not a curated record. Gene Ontology annotation, biological process: U4 snRNA 3'-end processing; nuclear polyadenylation-dependent rRNA catabolic process; CUT catabolic process. Gene Ontology annotation, cellular component: cytoplasmic exosome (RNase complex); nuclear exosome (RNase complex).